Molecule: messenger RNA, 519 nt
Organism: Desarmillaria tabescens
Lineage: Eukaryota; Fungi; Basidiomycota; Agaricomycetes; Agaricales; Physalacriaceae
Exons: 7
Coding region: 1-519 (172 amino acids)
Source: RefSeq, a predicted model, not a curated record
AUGUACAACACAAUAUGUUCUAGAGGAACUGAGGGAUAUGAUCCUCCAUGGUAUUGGAGAAGUAAAUGUAGGCCAGAUGGUUUGGUUUCCCCAACGUCGACAGCGUCUUACGGGCCAGAUGAGUUAAAAACUAUGCUAGAACUCUUGCCCUCCAAUAUUAGUGAUAUCCCAAAAGCACUGGGACAACAUCGCAUCAUGUUUAUCUUAAUGAAACAUUUUUGUGAAGAAAAAUUCGCCAACUUUCAUGGUGUUCAAAAGACCUGUUCCGACCUUACUGUCUAUUCUACAGUGUUGGUGGCAUUAGACAUUGGCAUCUUCGCCAUACAAUCCGUAGAUGCCGGGCCUAAUACGUCUUGGAUCAAAACAUUCCUGUAUUUCUCUGUAGUUGCUUCUCUCGGAAGCAUCAUGUCUGCCUUUUUACUGCAAAGGAAGAACCAAGAAGUCUUGCAAGUAUCAUACGUGGAGGCGUGUCAACUCAUGAACAGGUUCCGAGAUGCCUCCGGACUGUAUUCUUUAUAG